GUGUGCGUAGAAAUGAUAUUUAUAAAAGAGGAAAACCAUCUUCAUCUUCUGUUUUUCUUAUCACCAUUUCAUCAACACUAAUUGCAUUAAUCUUUUGCUACAUUUCCAUCUUCCCAUAAAGUCUCUCUGCCUAUUCAAAUGCGUAUCAAAGACAUGGCUUACUCUAAUCUCAGACCCUCAUUUCGCCAAAACACACUUCAAUCGAAACUACAACAAAACCAACGAGAGAGUCAUCCUCAUUUCCGACGAUCUGUACUCAGUCGACUGCGCUGAAGCAUCCAAUAACGACAAUCUGAUUGCGACGAAGCUUGAUUUAUUUUCGAUUGAAAAGCAAUACGAGUUUGAAAUCUUGGGUUCUUGCAACGGUUUGAUUUUAGUUAGAGACGCAAACUGCACCAUGUUUUUGUUGAAUCCAUCAACUCGAGAGAUCAGAGAAUUACUCGAUUCCCCUUUUGCCACUGAGUACGCCAUGAACGGACUUGGGUGCGAUUCGUCUGCAGAUGACUACAAGGUUCUGGCAAUUGAUGUUAAAUUUGAUCCUGAUGGUGCUGUUGACGACGAUGAUGAAUCAUGGCGUACUUAUACAAUUGCAAGUAUGUAUUCACUGACAACCGAUUCUUGGAGGAGGAUUCAAGAUGUCCCCAACUAUCAUUCUCGUUCUCUUAGCAUUUAUUCCGAUGAUAUGGUUCUUGUAAAUGGCUCUCUACAUUGGUUGCUUUUCGGGUCUUACAGUAAUUCGUUUUUGAUUGCUGCUUUUGAUGUAGCAGAUGAGAAAUUCCGUGAUGUGCAAAGACCUAGCUCAAUUGUCAACAAUAAUUUUAAUAUGUUGUAUAUAUUGGGAGUUUGCAGAGGGCGUCUCUGUAUAUUUUUAUGUAGUUAUACUUAUAGUUUCCAAAUUGAUGUUUGGGUAAUGCAGGAGUAUGGGGUUACUGAAUCUUGGACCAAAUAUACAAGGUAUGUAGAUAAUAUGUACAUGAAGCAACCCUUAUUUUAUCUGGUGGAUGAUGAAGUUCUACUGAGAAAGGAUGGAGAGAGAUUGCUUGCAUUCAAUGCUGAAAAGAAAACAUCAAGAUAUAUAGAGGUGUGUGGCAUUCCAGCUAUGUUUAAUGGAGGGUCCGGAGGGAUGACCUAUGUGGAGAGCCUUGUCUCGCCCUCGCCCUAUCACACCACCCGUUGGAUUGAUGGUGGUUGAUGACUUUGAAGUCAAUACGCUUAAUCAAUGGUGAUUGCAGAGGAUGACCUGACAGUAACAGCUCUAUAUACUUUUAUCUGCACAAACAUACUCAAAAAGCAAUCCUUCUCUGGAGAUAUAUUUGAUUUUCUUUUAAUCUUGUUUUACACUCUUAAGAUAGUCUAUUUUGAUACCAAGGAAGCUUCCCUUGUGAACUUACAACGUAUACUAGUUGAUUAUUAACGAUGUGUGUGUUCUUUUGUCCUUUUGGCACGCAGAAUGGUGUAGGAAUGGAAUGAAU
This is a messenger RNA of Cornus florida, 1472 nucleotides long. RefSeq names its product F-box/kelch-repeat protein At3g06240-like. Lineage: Eukaryota; Viridiplantae; Streptophyta; Magnoliopsida; Cornales; Cornaceae. The record is from RefSeq and is a predicted model, not a curated record. The transcript is spliced from 2 exons. The coding region runs from base 398 to 1192 and encodes 264 amino acids.